UGUACCGCCCCGCCCCUGCUACCUGGCCAACCCAUAUAAGAUCAGGUCGGGAUGAGAGCGCACAACCAGCUAGAGCCAGGUACGAAGCGAAGAGGCCAAAGCUGAGCGCAGUGCUCCUCAGCCCGAGACCCGCAGCGCCCCCGCCCAGAGCUCCUCAGCAUUCCCUUCGCCUGCCACAGUCCAUCCCUUUACUCCAGUGCCCUUGCCCCCGCCCUCCCCCCACCCCACCUAGUCUCCAGGUGCCCCGGGAAGCAGCUCCUCAGCGCCUCCUCUCUGCCUCGGCCCACACCGUCUCUGCAGGGAUGCAGUUCGAGAUGCACGACAACGUGAAGGGCAAAGCCAUGUCCUACCCUGUGACCAGCCAGCCCCAAAGCCAGAGCACCUGCUACCAGACUCAGCAAAGUGACUGGCACACAGAGCUUACAGACUGCUGCAAUGAUAUGCCCGUGUGUCUGUGCGGCACCUUCGCUCCCCUGUGCCUGGCCUGCCGCAUCGCUGAUGAUUUCGGGGAGUGCUGCUGUGCGCCCUACUUGCCUGGGGGUCUCCACUCCAUCCGCACUGGCAUGAGAGAGCGCUACCACAUUUUGGGCUCCGUUGGAAACGACUGGGCAACGCUCACCUUCUGCCUACCUUGCGCGCUCUGUCAAAUGGCGCGGGAGCUGAAAAUCAGACAAUAAGGAGCCGCCCCAGCCCCGCCCACUUGGUCCUUGACUCUCCACGCCCUCCC
Dromiciops gliroides (monito del monte) is the source of this 727-nucleotide messenger RNA. RefSeq names its product cornifelin (gene CNFN). The record is from RefSeq and is a predicted model, not a curated record. The coding region runs from base 303 to 677 and encodes 124 amino acids. The transcript is spliced from 5 exons. Lineage: Eukaryota; Metazoa; Chordata; Mammalia; Microbiotheria; Microbiotheriidae. Gene Ontology annotation, cellular component: cornified envelope.